This is a messenger RNA of Octopus sinensis (East Asian common octopus), 321 nucleotides long. RefSeq lists its product as uncharacterized. The record is from RefSeq and is a predicted model, not a curated record. NCBI's taxonomy places the organism in Eukaryota, Metazoa, Mollusca, Cephalopoda, Octopoda, Octopodidae. The transcript has 2 exons. The coding region runs from base 1 to 321 and encodes 106 amino acids.
AUGAUUUUCGAGAACCGCCGGAUUUCCGCUAAAAUCAUAGCUGAGACUCAGCAGAUUUCUUGCAAAAGACUUGACCUCAUCAUCUACAAUAUUCUAGACUUGAGAAAACUUCCUGCAAAAUGGGUGCCGAAAUUCCUGAACGCAGACCAGAAGCGCAUCAGAGUGACGACGUCAAAGACAAUUUUGGACCGUUCUACAACAGGAGAGGCUGGUUUUAUAACCAAGCAGCAAUCAAUGGAGUGGGACCAUAACGGUUCACUGUGUCUCAAGAAGUUUCGAACCCAAAAUUCAAUUGGAAAGAUUCUAGCUGCAGUGUUCUAG